CACGCACGCACCUUCGCGUACGUGUCGCCUUCGCUCUCGAUUGCCCGCCCAACCGCGUGCCGCCUAUAUCUCCUUCCGCCGGCCCCUCUGCUAGAAUCCCCGAUAACAUUUCUUCACAGCCCCGAGUGCCUUGCUCGAGAUGGGGAUCCUGGACGAGCUGUCGGAGAUGUGCCUGUGCCCGGGGAUCCGCCCGCGGCGUCGGCUGAAGAAGCGGAAGCAGAUGACGACGGUGGAGAUGAAGGUCCGGAUCGACUGCGAAGGGUGCGAGCGGAAGAUCCGGAAGGCGGUGGAGUCGAUGGAAGGGGUGACGGGGGUGGAGGUGGUGCCGAAGCAGAACAAGGUGGCCGUCACGGGCUACGUGGACCCGGCCAAGGUGAUGCGCCGGGUGGCAUACAAGACCGGCAAGCGUGUGGAGCCCUGGCCCUACGUGCCCUACGACGUCGUGGCGCACCCGUACGCCCCGGGGGCCUACGACAAGAAGGCGCCGCCAGGGUACGUCCGCAACGUCGUCUCCGACCCCAACGCCGCGCCGCUGGCGAGAGCGUCGUCCACCGAGGUUAAGUAUACCUCCGCCUUCUCUGAUGAGAACCCCAACGCCGCUUGUACCAUCAUGUAGAUUGUAGAGAGAGAGCUUUGUGCUAAGCUAGUUUCAACUUGCUGUAUGUGUGUAUGUACUCGGUCCGUCGUCCGAGAGAAGGUGUAAAUUAUUGAUAUCCAACUUUGGGAGAGGAUCCUCAUGGUCUUCCUCUUCCCCCUCUACUCUGCACUCUUCUAUGUAUUUCGAUCGUGUGUAGUGUGUUGUGUAUACAGGGUAAGUUGUAUAUAUCCAUAUUGUUUGAUGAUGUGGUUAUAUCCAAGUAAGUAGAGUUGGAGAUGGAUGCCACGCUGA
Messenger RNA from Brachypodium distachyon (stiff brome), 889 nucleotides. RefSeq names its product heavy metal-associated isoprenylated plant protein 27. The transcript has a single exon. The record is from RefSeq and is a predicted model, not a curated record. Lineage: Eukaryota; Viridiplantae; Streptophyta; Magnoliopsida; Poales; Poaceae. Gene Ontology annotation, molecular function: metal ion binding. Bases 140 to 616 code for a protein of 158 amino acids.